UAUCAUAAUCAACCCCGCCCUCCGUGGCGAGCGUGUUCGUACAUCUACCCUGGAUCAUCAACUGAAAAGGAAGAAAACCACUGGCUGCCAGAAAAGUUUUCCAGCGGGGAGAGGAUCGGGCUCGAUCGGACAGAGGACAGCCGCAAAAUCGCGCUCUCAGGAUUGUACAUUAUCGUCAUAUAUUAUUAUUUUUGCAUUAUGGACGCGCUUAAAUCAGCCGGGCGCGCGAUCAUUCGCAGUCCCAGUCUAGCAAAACAGUCCUGGAGCUCUGGGAAACACAAAAAGCUUCCAGAGAACUGGACAGACACACGUGAGACACUGCUGGAGGGGAUGGUUUUUCAGCUGAAGUAUCUGGGCAUGACGCUGGUGGAGGAACCUAAAGGAGAAGAGCUCUCAGCCGCAGCUGUUAAGAGAAUCGUUGCUACAGCAAAAGCAGGUGGCAAGAAGCUUCAGAAGGUGACGCUUAAGGUUUCUCCUCGAGGGAUCAUCCUGUAUGACGCUGUUUCAAACCAGCUGAUAGAGAAUGUGUCUAUAUACAGGAUAUCAUACUGUACGGCUGAUAAAAUGCAUGAUAAAGUUUUCGCCUACAUUGUUCAGAGUCAACGCAAUGAGACGCUGGAGUGUCAUGCGUACCUCUGCACCAAGAGGAAAGUGGCUCAGGCGGUGACGUUAACAGUGGCUCAGGCAUUUUGCGUGGCGUUUGAGUUUUGGCAGGCAGCUAAAGAAGAGAAAGAAAAGCAGGUGAAGUGUGGAUCAGAUGGAGGGGCGGCGAGCAGCUCGCAGUCAGACAGGUCAGCCAGUCUGGGCAGCAUGAAAGGAGGAGAGGUGGCCACUGGGAAUCUUUUGAACCUUGAGGCUGGAACAAAAAAUGAUCACUUAGGACAAGACAACACACACCCUGCACAGAUUCUCAGCACAGAGAACAACAACACUGUAUGGGAACUUGAAGAUUGUCUAGACGAAGCUUUCUCAAGACUCGCUCAGUCUCGCACUAACCCCCAGGUGCUGGACAUUGGGGUAAACCCUCAGGACUACAAUGCCGAAGAGUGCUUGUCGCCUAACAACUGGGACAAAGCCGAAGCUGAGGCUGCGGACGGCGAGGACGCGUUCGGAUUCUGAGAGGCGGUUAUGAGGGGGAGGGGCGAGAGUGGAACGAGCUGAUGAAACGUCACAAAGGGAAUCGCCGUUUGUCUCAUUGGCGGAAUCUGGUGGCUGUUGCUGGAACUGCAUCCAGCAUUAAAUUAAGAGGUUUAGCAAACCGGACGUGAUGACUUAUACAAGAGCACAGACAAAAGCAAUACAGUAAAGAUGUUGUUUCAACUAAUGUUGAAAUUGUACUUCUUAAAUGUUACUUGUUUUUAAAACUUUAAUUUUUUCUCCUGUUUUACAUGUAUGUCUAUAAAUACAAAAUGUAUUUAUGUAUGUAUAUGACAGUAACCGUAUAAUAUUAUUACAUUUAUUAUUUUUAUUUUGAGUGCAUUUGAGUGCUGGCUUUGCAAUUCUGUGCAGUGGAAUGUCAUAAUAUAAUCCUUGAGAUUAGCACAUCUUCGGUUAAUUUACACUAAAGAUUUAAGGAGUGGGUUUGUGUUUUCGUUAGGUGAGGUUUGCUGAGAUGGGAAAGUUUUUGUAUAAGUCAGUUGUCUGCCCUUAAAAGCAUGAAAAAAAGAGGGAAUAAAAAGACAGAUUGGAUGAGUUAGUGAAAAUUGGAUGAGUGAACCUGACAUACCAUGAUAGAAAAAAACAAAUGAAAGGCUGAAUAUUUAUUGAUUAUUUUUUUACUAUUAAAACAUAUUUUUGCACUCAUUUCAGGAGCGCAAUUAUACAAACAUUAUUUUUUAGUACAGUGGUAGUACAAUGGUUUAGUGAUGGUAUAAGAUACUUCAUGGUACUGUGAUACUAUAAGAUACUUGAGUAAAACAGUAAUAUAUCCUUAAUGGUAGUAUCCAUAAAACAUUGUAUAACUAUACUUUUUCCACUGUAUAUUUUUAUGGAAAUAACAGUACUUUUGUAAAGGGUUUCUCAUAUUGCAUAAAUUCCAAAAAUAUAACUUUAUGAUAAGUACAACAAUGUGUAACUUUCUAAACUAAAACACUUGUGCAUUCACUGAUAUUGAACACUGCAGUUUUACUUUUGACUGUGAUUUAAUUGCUGGCCAAAGUAAUGCAAGCAGUUCUUUUGUGGUUUACAGUGAAGCUUGUCUGCUCCUGUAUUUAGUUUUUUUUUUAUUAGGGUCUUUAUUAGACAUCAGAUGUCAAAGGACCGUAACGUUUGUCUCUGUUUGUCUUACUCAUUUCGUGUUCAUUGUCUUAUUUUAAAUUAAAGCUCUGUAAUAAAAGUGCUGUGUUGA
Molecule: messenger RNA, 2347 nt
Organism: Myxocyprinus asiaticus (Chinese sucker)
Lineage: Eukaryota; Metazoa; Chordata; Actinopteri; Cypriniformes; Catostomidae
Product: low density lipoprotein receptor adapter protein 1-B-like
Exons: 9
Coding region: 199-1119 (306 amino acids)
Cellular component (GO): early endosome
Source: RefSeq, a predicted model, not a curated record